AUGGAUUUUUUUAUUAUCAUAUUUAUACUGUUACUCUCAUUUUUUUUCUUUGACUAUAACUUCUGUUCUAGGGGGUUGGUGUUUUAUAUAGGAAACAAGUCACUAAAGCUUUUGAAAAAAUGUAAUAAUUUAGAAAAGGUUUACAGAAGUACCAUUUAUUUGAUAUUUCCUUUUUUACAACAUAUAUUUGUUCACAUAUUUUAUUAUUAUAUAGAAAAGAAAAAAGAAUAUUUGAAUAAUUUAAUUUUUGAGCAAUCAAAGGAACACUAUGAUAUAAAAGGACAAAAGGAAUUUGAAGCAUGUAAUUUUAAAAAAGAAGAUAUAUUCAAUUAUAUUAUUGAAACUAGUAUAAAAAUAAAAAAUUAUGUAUACAAUAAAGCAUUACAUAUAUUUUUUUUUAUUGUUGAAUAUACAAAUAUUUAUGAAAAUAUCAAUUUAAAUUGUCAUAUUAAUACACGGGAGGUGUUAAAUAAUAAUAAUUUUGGUGUAGUGAUAAUAGACUAUUAUUUACCUAAUACUAGUAUUAAAAAAAAAAAAAAAAAAAAAAAAAAAGAUCAAACAUAUAAUUAUAUUAAUGAUUCUGAAAAAAUUGACCUGUAUGAUUUAGUUAAUAUAAAGCAAGAGAAAAAAAUAAAAUUUGUUUUAAUUGACAAUAAAUGGAAACAUAUCUUAGGUUUAGGAAAAAUAGAAGAUCCAAAUGUUCAACAUUUAUAUUUGCAGGAUACCGUUUUGAUUCAGUAUUUACAAUUCUCUUGGAUAUUUAAAAACCACUUUUUUAAAAAGUUAUACAAUGAUAGAGAUGUAUCUACACACAACUAUUAUGAAAUAAAAAAAAAUAGUAUGCAACAAAAUGAUAGAGAUGGGGUUAAGGAACAAUAUAAAAAGACAUGCCUAGGAGAAGAAGAAUUAAUUGUUGAUGGAAAUACUUGUAAUAAUAAUCAUCUUAAUGAUCAUGUAAAUAUUAAAGAUGAAGAAUAUUUUAAUAACAAAAAUUAUAUGAAUGAUCAAGAAGAAAUUAUUAUAAGAUCAUUAAAAAAAUGGAAUAUAAAUAAAGAAAAUGUAUGCAGUAAUAAAGAAGAGAAUUUUAAUCUAAUAACAAAUAAUGACAAAUUAAUGGAAAAUACAAUAUAUAAAAAUGAUAAUAAAGAUUUAUAUAUAGAAACACAAAAAAUGAAAGAAGAUCAUGUAUAUAAUAAUAGUAUAAAUUUAAAGAAAACAAAAAUUAAUGAAAUAGAGCAAAAUAAUCUUAAUACUCAAAAUAACAAUUGCUAUAGUAAUAAAGAAAAAUAUUAUAUUAAUCAAGAAAAGAAAAAACAACAAUUAAAAUAUAUAAAAAAUGAAAAUAUGAUUCGAGAUAAAUUAAAAAUGCAAUUAAAUAGAUGGAAAUAUAAAAAUAUCAAAGGAAUUAUUGUUAUCCUUCCUGAAAUUUUUUAUAAUUAUAUAAAUAUGAAUGAAAUGGAAAAUAAAAUACCUAUUUAUUAUUUCCUAAAAAAAGAUAUAAAAAUUGAUACAUUUACAGUUAUAGCCAAAUUAUUAGGUUAUAUUUGUAUACAUAUACAUAUUAACAUAAACUUUGGAUUCUCCAUACCAUUUAUAUUUAAAUCCAAAACUACCAAUAUUUUAAACAUAUCAAAUAACUUUAAUCUACAUAUGAAUAAAAACCUAUUUAAUAUAUAUAAUGAAAAUGGAACUUCUAAUAUUAAAGGAACACACACAAAUAUUUCAUCUGAUGAUAAGAAAUUAAAAUGUAGUAAACAUAUUUCAAAACAGGAUAUCAAAAAUAAUAUUAAUCUUUGCCAUAAGUCGGUAUCAAAUCUUAAUGAUCAUGAAAAAGAAAAUAAAAAUAAACAAGAUAAAAUGAAUAUCUAUAGUUAUAUAAAUGAUCAUAUAAAUAUUUAUAAUAAUGAUAACAAUGAUAAUAAUUCAAUUCAUAACAAUCUAUAUAAUAAACAGAAUGAUAAUAUAAAGGACACUAUUAAUUAUAUGGAUCAAAAUGACAAAAACAAUUGUCAUGAUAUGUUUCUUAAUAAUAAUUAUAAUGAACAAAGUAAUGAAUAUCAUAAUCAUCAACAAUGUGUUAAUAAUAUUAAUGAUGAAAAUAGAUACCAAAAUUAUGCACAUAAUAAUAAUAAUAAUAAUUAUAAUUAUAUACAUACAGAUUAUACAAAUUCUAAAUUAAACAGUAUUGUUGAAAAUAAGUUCAACAUGGAUGAUAAUUAUACUUUCCUUUUUUCUACCCCUUUCUCAUUUUUUAGUGAUAAUUAUAAUGACUUAAAUAUUGCAAUGAACCAUUUUAAAGCUAUUUUUAAAAAUUAUAAUUUUGUUUUCCUGUGUUUUAAUGAUGGUACUAAUAUUAUGCUGAAUUAUUUCUUGGAAAAAAUUUAUAAAAAGAAAAAAAAUAAAACUCCUGGAGGCAUGACAACAUUGAUAAGCACUGCUGGUGUUGCUGAAAAUAUUAAAAACACCUUUAAUCUUUAUAAUACUAAUGCAUAUAAAUGUCACAUAAAUAAUUAUAAAAAAAAACAUGUUCAUGAUACUAAAGGGGACACUUAUGAUAAUGAAAAAAAAAAACAUUCAAAAUUAUAUCCCAUCAAUAAAAGUGAAGAAGACAAAAAAUCAAAAUGUACCUUGCAUAAAGCGAAUAAUAAAAGUAAUAUAAUGAGUCUUUUUUUUGGAGAAAAAAAAAAAAAAAAAUAUUUAGAGCAUGAACAAAUGAAUCAAAGUCAAAGAUUUAAGAAAAUUACCAAAAAAUGGGAUAUACAUAAAAUAUUAAGUGAUAUAAAAGGAAAUGAUAAAUCCAGUUUUAUAAAUCAAGAUAAAAAAAUUAAUGAAAGGAAAUAUAACGAAAUUGAUAAAAACGAUUCUGAUGAUUCGAAUGCUAGUUAUGAUGAUGAAAAAAUAUUAAGUCAUGUAGUAAAAGAGCAAAUGCAUUCAGGAGAAGAUGAAAAAGAAGAACUAGGCGAACCAAAAGAAAAAGGUAGUAAAAGUUGUCAAGAGGAAGAAGAACAGGACGAGGAAGAGGAAGAUGAAGACGAAGAGGAAGAGGAAGAUCAAGGUGUAAACAAUUACGAUAAUUAUGUAGAUGGUGUUGAUAGAGAUGUAGAAAACUACGAUAAUUAUAUAGAUGAUGUCGAUCGAGAUGUAGAAAAUUACGAUAAAGGUAUAGCUAAUGUCGAUCACCAUUUGAACGAUGUCCAUAAAGAUCUAGAUGAUCACAAGAAGGUAGAAGAAGUAAUAGCAGAUAUAGAAAAAGAAGACAAAAAUGUUGAGAGAAAAAAUGUAAAUUUAAAAGGUGCACAAAACAAAACUGAGUAUCAACAAGAGCUGGUGAAAAAACUGGAUACGGAUCAAAAUAUAAAUAUAGAUAAAAAAACAAUGAAUCAAAUAAAUAAUUCGGAAUUUUCGAAUAAUGUUGAAAAUGUACAAGACAAACAAAAGAAUAAAAUAAAAAAAGAGGAAAUGUUUACAAAAAAUACCAAAAAAAAUAUGAAAAUAAAAAUGAAGGAUAAUAAAAAUAAUGAUAUGGGAAAAUUAAGAAAUAUUAAAGAGAAAUUGAAGAAAAAAAAAAUGGAAACCCUUUUGAAUUUAUCUAAAUUAAAUAUUUUUCAUAAAAACUCAGAACAGAUAUCUGAAAAUUAUAUUAAAGAAGAAGAUAAUUUAUAUAGAAAUGACUAUAAUACCAAUGAAUCGAAAAUAUGGAGCAUAUAUGAAAGUCAUGUGUCUAAUGAUCCUCGAGGUUCUGCUAGUACAUACAAAGGAAAUUCUAGUAUAAAUAAAUUUGCUAAUAUGAGUCUAAGUAAUUUUGCAUCCUUUAUUAAAAAGCACAAGAAUAAUAAUAGUAACCAUAGUUUAGUUGGCAGUUUUAAGGAUAAUUUGGAAAUUAAAGAAAUUAUAUCGAAGACAAAUUGUGAAAAAAAUUUGAACAAGUAUAUAGAUUUAAAUAAAGAAAAUGUGAUGGAAAUAGAUAUGAAAGAAUUUGUAGAACCAAAUAUAAAACAUGAUGUUGAAAAGAAUGUGUAUAAGGAUAUUAACAAGAAUACAAAUAAUGAAAUUGUAAAAACACAUAAUAUUGUAGAUGAGAAAAAUUUGAAUACACAGAUUCAAAAAUAUGUUAAUUAUGAUAAUGAAAAAAAUAUAAAAGAAGACGUUGAAAGGAACGUAGAAAAUAAUUGUGAGCGUCAUGAAAUGAAAAAUUCUGAAAUAAAAAAAAUCAAAUUAAAUAUAUUGGAAAAAUUCAGAAAAAAGGAAAUAAGGAAAUGUGAUAAUAUGGAUGAUGCCCCAAGAAUAUCCAACAAAUUUAGGUAUAGUUUUUUUAAAAUUCGAAAUAGAUUUAAACAUAAUUUUAAUGCAUGUGAUAAUAAGACAAAUCAAGAAAAGAAAAAUAUGGAAAGGGAUAAAAUGAUGAUAAAUUCAUUUAUAAAAAAUAAAAAUGCAAUGGUUUCUGAUGCCAACAGUACGUCUACAGCAGAUUCCAAUUUUGAUGAUUAUGGAAAGAAACAUACAAAAGAAAUAUGUAUCUUAAUUAAUUUUUCAUAUAAUAAUAUGUUUGAUAUAUUUAAUUAUCCUGAUGAUUUUAUAGAAACUAAAAAACGGAAAUUUUCUAUAGUUCAUAAGUUUUUUUAUUCAUUAAAUAUAUUUUUCAAUUCUUUUUCUACUCUUAUAAAACAGAGAUAUUUUUUCCGUUGUACAAGUGAGUUAUCAAAUUUUUUAAAAAGAUCAUUGUUUUAUGAUUUUUAUAAUAAUUUAUUGUGUAAAAUUAGUACAGAUGACCAGGACAGAAAUAAUUUUUUAUUAGAUAUAAAUAAUAGUAGUAAUGAAUAUGACGUCCAUUUAAAACGUUUAAGUGAUAUAACAUAUAUAUGUAAUAGUGAAAAACCUGAUAAAUAUAGAGACCUAUUAGAAAAUAAAUCGAAUAUUACAAGUAUAUAUGAUGAUAAAAAAAAUGUGAGCAGAACAAAUAUGAGUACUUAUAUUAAUAAAGACAUGGAAUGUACAUGGCAUGACAAUAAUCAAAACAAAAAAAGUGAAAAAAAUUUUGAGAAUAUAAAAAAUGAGAAUAUCCAAGAAAUAGAUAAAAUUGAUUUAAAAUAUAAUAAUAUUAAUAAUAAUAAUAAUAAUAAUAAUAUUAGUGAAAAUAAUAAUAUAAGGAGUAAUAUAGGAAAUGAAAUAUAUAACAACGUAUCAGAUAUGAAUAAAAAAAAUAGUAGUAAUAAUGUAAAUAAUCCAAUGGAAUAUAAUAAGGAUUAUACAUAUAAUAAUUCUUCCAUAAGAGAUAAUGAUAAUAAUAUUAAUGUGGAAAUAUAUAAAAAGAAUUCCCUUAAUACUAUUGAAUAUUUUGAAAACAAUUUAUCAUUUUUUAAUAAAAUACAUAAAAUGAAUAAAAAAAAAGACGAGUAUAAAUGUGACGAAAAAUUAUAUUGCAAGACUAAAAAUAUAAAAAGUAAUAAUGAACUAUAUGAUGUUAAGAAUAGUUAUAAAUUAAAUAAUAAUAAUAAUAAUAAUAAUAUGAUUUUUAAUGAAACAUAUAAUAAUAACACUUUUUUCAAAAAUAUAUAUAGUGACUCUUUUGAAAGUAAAAUUAGAGUAUAUUUUAAUAUUAAAUCAUUAUACGAAAAAUGGAAAAUAUAUUUUGAAGAUAAACAAAUAGAUAUAAGUAUACAAGAUAAAUUUUUAUAUAAUUUAUCAUUUAUAUAUAAUGUAUAUAAUUAUUUAAUUUUAAUAUAUAUAUAUACAUACUAUAACGAAGAGAGUUAUUUAGCUUUUUGUAAUAAUCAAAAAUUUUAUCAAUUCAUUGAAAAAAUACAUUGUUAUUUUAACGAAAAGAAAAAUAAUCAUAUACUUUAUAAAAAUGUUAGGAAUAGUGAAUCAUUUAAUACAUCUAUAAUACCAAGAUUUUUAAAUUAUCAUGAUUAUAAAUUAUUAAAAGUAUUCUUUUUCAUGUUACAAAAUUCAUCCAAUAAAUUUAUAUCUAAAAAUAUACAUCUGUUCAAUUUCCCAGUUGUUUUCAUUUUCUCUUCUGAUUCCAAAAAUUUUAAUUUUAACCAUUUUGAUAUCAUAAAAAUUUCAAAAAAUAAUAAUAUUAUAUAUUUAUUAUAUAAAAGGGGAAACGAAGGAUUAUUCUUAUCAGGAUUAAAACCAUAUAUAUGGAUAUAUAGAGUUCUCUUUGAUUUUGUUGAAUCAUUAUUUUUAUCCAGUUUUGACAAUUAG
Plasmodium falciparum 3D7 is the source of this 6207-nucleotide messenger RNA. RefSeq lists its product as uncharacterized. NCBI's taxonomy places the organism in Eukaryota, Apicomplexa, Aconoidasida, Haemosporida, Plasmodiidae. The record is from RefSeq and is a predicted model, not a curated record.